Molecule: messenger RNA, 681 nt
Organism: Babesia bovis T2Bo
Lineage: Eukaryota; Apicomplexa; Aconoidasida; Piroplasmida; Babesiidae
Exons: 1
Coding region: 51-653 (200 amino acids)
Source: RefSeq, a predicted model, not a curated record
AGAAGGUUGUCAUUGACAAUCGAAAAUGAUAUUCCAACACAUUCGAAUAAAUGACAAUGGCAAACAAUAACACGUACUUUGGACAGACGUCUACAAGUGAUGGUAACACAAAACAAUGUUUUUACCGACCUAAACGUGAUCUAUAUACUCCAAGAGAAAAGAUAUGCAAAGGAAAUAAUAUUAAGAGUAUUAUACCAGAAUGGCCAUAUGCCAACCAAUCCACAGAACAAGAAUCGCUACUAGGAAAUGCAUUUCCAUGGCAAAGAAAAUGGUAUCUGAAAUUCGUACCACCAAAAAGCUCAGAGGAAUUACAAAUAGGACAGUAUUUGAAAUAUGAUGGUCCACUAUUAGAACACUUUAUCGCAGAUAGCCAGGAUAAGCAAAUGACACAAGAAACAUUAAACUCAACUUCAAUAUCAGCACUAAAAAGUAUGGCAAGCAAAAUAUUGUCAGGAAUGACACAAGACACACUUUCAGCAAAUUCAUAUAGACUAGCAUGUGAAAGUAAAUCAGGAUCACAAGGACGCGAACGUGAAGGAAGUACAGUUUCAUCACAUCUACGCAUGCCAGAGAACCAAGGAGGAGAAAAACGUUCAAUCCUGGCUUCGUAUACCUUAGAUAAAAAUAAGAGUCACAAAAAGAGUAAGCCAUAACACUAACAUGGGUGACACUAAGAUCUCG